Trichoplax adhaerens is the source of this 465-nucleotide messenger RNA. RefSeq lists its product as uncharacterized. Lineage: Eukaryota; Metazoa; Placozoa; Uniplacotomia; Trichoplacea; Trichoplacidae. The transcript has 4 exons. The record is from RefSeq and is a predicted model, not a curated record. The coding region runs from base 1 to 465 and encodes 154 amino acids. Gene Ontology annotation, molecular function: transcription coactivator activity; RNA polymerase II general transcription initiation factor activity; protein heterodimerization activity. Gene Ontology annotation, biological process: transcription initiation at RNA polymerase II promoter; RNA polymerase II preinitiation complex assembly. Gene Ontology annotation, cellular component: transcription factor TFIID complex; SAGA complex; SLIK (SAGA-like) complex.
AUGUCCGAAAUCAACAGCAGCUUUUCCAAACAAUCCGUACAAGCCAUCGCUGAGAGUUGUGGAGUAAUGCCAAUAGAGGAUGAUUGUUAUCAAGUUAUAGCUGACGAAGUUAGCGCCAAUUUAAAGGCAAUUAUCCAGGAUAGCAUGAAAUUCAUGCGCCACAGCAGACGCAGUAAACUAACUCCUGAUGACAUUGAUUUGGCUUUAAAGCUAAGAAAUAGAGAGCCUCUGUACGGCUUUACCUCUCGCGAUUUCGUACCUUUUCGUUAUGCAAGUGGUCAAGGCAGAAGAUUACAUUUCCAGCCUGAUGAAGAAUUAAAUUUAACCGAAUUCUUAGAAUCACUACAAGUUCCUCAAGUACCAAUAGACUCUUACGUACGAUCGCAUUGGUUAAGCGUUGAAGGUACUCAGCCGCUAAUUCAAGAAAACCCUGAUCCUGGUAAUGAUAAAUAUUUUAAACUUUAG